UCCGACGAGCAGCCUCUGCCUUCGCCCGUGCUCGUCUGCAGCCUGCUCCAAGAAGCACCGGCCGAGGUCGGGACUCGCGGGGCGCUGGGCGCGGCUCCGCCGGGCGCCGUGGAGGAGAUCAUUCAAAACGCGGUCGACUGUGAGGCAGAGGGCUAG
This is a messenger RNA of Prorocentrum cordatum, 156 nucleotides long. The record is from the annotation of a GenBank genome assembly. NCBI's taxonomy places the organism in Eukaryota, Dinophyceae, Prorocentrales, Prorocentraceae.